AUGCAUUUCCCCGCCACUGCCCUCAUUGCCCUCUCCUCCCUCAGCCUGACUUCGGCUGCUCCAUUCGCAGGGCCCGAGGAGGACCUGUAUGGUCGCUCAGUCAGCUACGAGGUUGUCAAUGUGGGCGGCGAGUCCAGCUCCGCUGCUCCUGAGAUCGAUACUGUGACCGAGACUAUCAAGUCUGUUGUGACUACUCCCGGCGCUGCGCCCGUGCCCGUCACCGUCACCGUCAUUGCCACGCCAUCCAGCAUCCCUUUCUCGUCUGCCACUCCUAGCUCCACUCCUCAUGGUUCUUCUUUCUUCCCUCCCGGCUCGGGCUUCCUCCGCCGCGGUCUGAACUCUGCUGGUGACCCCUACUACAUCGCCCGCAGCUACAGCUCCUCUAGCUCGGCGGCCGCUUCCAGUAAUUGGAGCCCUGUGCCAACUCCUACUCUCGCUGCCCGCGGCGACUACGGCUGGUACACCGUUACUGUGUCUCCUACCCCUUCAUCCUCGAGCGUGAGUAUGUCUACUCCUCUCGUGGCUCGCCAGUUCGGCGGCUGGAAAUCUAGUGUUCCUGCCUUCUCCUCGGCCACCCCCUCCAGCAUGAGUGCACCCGUCUCAGCUACACCCCUCGUUGCUCGCGAGUGGCCCGUCUCCUCGUCCAGCGUGUCUGCCGGGCCCAGUAUCUCCUGUGUCAAGCGUCAGGCUGCCCCCUCCUCCAGCACUCCUCUCGUUGCUCGCGAGUGGACCGCUUCAACCUCCUCCAGUGCUGCCUGGAGCUUCACUCCCAGUUCUACUCCCCUAGCUCGCCGCGCCAUCCGUGAGCAGGCUUGGUCCAGUGCCUCCUCGGCCCCGAGCCCCAGCUACUCCCUCUCGCCCUCGCCUUCGGCCACUAACCUGCCUUACUAA
Penicillium maclennaniae is the source of this 891-nucleotide messenger RNA. RefSeq lists its product as uncharacterized. The coding region runs from base 1 to 891 and encodes 296 amino acids. The record is from RefSeq and is a predicted model, not a curated record. The transcript has a single exon. Lineage: Eukaryota; Fungi; Ascomycota; Eurotiomycetes; Eurotiales; Aspergillaceae.